ACAGAGAUGGGAAGCUCUGCUCUGCUUACAGUGGUGCUAGCUGGGGCGCUUCUUUGGAUCUCUGCUAUCCAUGCAGCUUCAGACUCUGAAGACGAUGGGAAGCUGCUAUGCGCAUGCAAGAAUGAGAAAGGCACAUGCGUGAAUGGAACUUGCAACGGUGACAUCUGCUUCUACUCCUGGGUGCAAGAGAGAGAGGAGCGAGGCUGUUUCUCAGCAAAUCACUACAGGGAGCAGUGCCUUACCUCCUUUCCACGCUUCUUUGUCUCCUGUUGCAAAGAGAAUCUAUGCAACGCCUUCACCACGCCGCCUCCAAACAUUAAUGGAGAGCCGACCACAAAGCCCCCAGAACUUCGUCCGGAGCUAUGGAUCAUGGUGUCUUUGCUCCUGUUCAUAAUAACUGCCAGUGUGUGCGGCCUGGUGUUGUUCCUGCUUUUCCGGCGUGCACACUGCAGACUGAGAAAUGUUGAAGACCAUGAUCCCACCAUGCUCAAGGUCCCUAAUGGAGAUGAUCCCACAUACGGCGAUAUCUUUGAUGAGUUUUGUACAUCAGGGAGUGGAACAGGGCUGCCCUAUCUAGUCCAGAGGACUAUGGCCAGACAAAUCUCACUUGUCGAGUGUGUCGGCAAAGGCAGAUAUGGGGAGGUGUGGAGGGGAACUUGGAUGGGAGAGAAUGUGGCUGUCAAAAUCUUCUCUUCUAGAGACGAGCAGUCCUGGUUCAGAGAAACAGAGAUUUACAAUACUGUACAACUACGACAUGACAACAUACUGGGUUUCAUAGCCUCUGACAUGACGUCCAAGAAUUCCAGCACCCAGCUGUGGCUCGUCACCCACUUCCAUGAGCUGGGCUCUCUCUAUGACUUCCUGCAGUACAGCAGCUUGGAGCCUGAGAGCUGCCUGAGGAUGUGCCUCUCUGUGGCCUGUGGCUUGGUCCACCUCCACACUGAGAUUGUCAGUUCCCAGGAAAAGCCAGCUAUCGCCCACAGAGACCUGAAAAGCCGAAACAUCCUGGUUAAGCGAAAUGGACAGUGCUGCAUUGCUGACCUAGGUUUGGCUGUCAUUCACUCUCAGUCCCAUGACUAUCUCGAUGUGGGCAACAACCCCCGAGUGGGGACCAAGCGCUACAUGGCCCCUGAGGUGCUGAAUGAGACUAUCCGUAUGGACGUCUUUGAGUCUUACAAGCAAACUGACAUCUGGGCGCUGGGCCUAGUCUUCUGGGAAAUUACCCGCAGGACCAUUGUCAACGGCAUCGUGGAAGAGUAUCGCCCUCCGUUCUUUGACCUGGUGCCUUUAGAUCCAAGCUUUGAGGAGAUGAAGAAAGUUGUGUGUGUGGACCAGCAGAGGCCCAGUCUGCACAACAGGCUUCACUCACACCCUAUCCUGUCAACCAUUGUAAAGAUCAUGAAGGAGUGUUGGUUCACAAGCCCACAAGCCCGCCUCACAGCCCUGCGUGUGAGGAAGACCCUCUCCAAACUGGACCAUGACAGUGACUUCAGCAUCGAGAAACUCAAGCGGGACAUCUAGGCCCCAGUACCAGGAUGAAAAAGGGAUAAAAGAUUGAAAACGCCAGAAGAGGUUUUCACCACAUUCCAACAACACAAGGUGCAUAUCAUUAGCAUAUUUUGAGCUAAUGACUCACACAGUCACUGCAUUAUAUUAAAACCAUAUGGCUUUGAGCAAAAGUGUCUAGACUGGUUUGCACCCAAGGCAAUUUUUUUUUUGUUGGUGUUUGUCUUUUUUGCGUAGCCUAAUUUUCAUCUGCCAUAUUUCUGGUGCCUCAAACCAAGAGGCCUUAAAAAGAAAACUAUUAGAACCAGCCAUGUUUAUCAAGGUUAUGUUUCUUUUUGUUGCGUUUUUUCAGCAGAUUAAUUAACUGAACAAUUCACAGGCUCUUCUACAGACACAGGGUUUAAAAAAUUACUGUCUAAAUCCCCCAUCGUCACGACAGAAAGGAAAUAUCUAACAGCAUAAUUACUCAUCCUCUCAUCGAGCAUGCCAUUCGGUUUUUCUCUGAUAUACAUUACAAUUGCACUUAAGGGAUUUCCCAUAAUGACCAAAGUCACAGAAAACCACAGAGAACACAGAGGCCUUACUUUUGAAGGCCUUACUAUGAAUACAGGAAAUAUAUAAGAAAUAACAUACACAUACCAAAGCACAUUACAUGUUGUAUAAGUAUAUUUAACUUAUAUACAAUAAACAUUUAUUAUCUGCCCACUGACACAUCGAGCUUUUUAGUUGUACAUAUUCUAACAGCAUUGAAGUUGUGAUCUUGUAUCACUAUUGGGUUUAUUGUAAAUAUAUUUCAAAGGGGGUAUUAUUGUCUAUUACUCAACAACAAGACACAUUUUCUAUACUUCUUUUUUUCAACUUUCAACUUUUUCUAAUUAUUUUUUUACAUCCCUAAAAUGUACCAUCACCAUUACUAUGGUCAGUAAAGGAAUUCACAAACCGACAUGUUAUAUUGUAUAUGUUGAAUAAAGGAUUGUAUUUUUCAACA
Molecule: messenger RNA, 2494 nt
Organism: Larimichthys crocea (large yellow croaker)
Lineage: Eukaryota; Metazoa; Chordata; Actinopteri; Sciaenidae
Gene: acvrl1
Product: activin A receptor like type 1
Exons: 10
Coding region: 7-1521 (504 amino acids)
Biological process (GO): angiogenesis; protein phosphorylation; transforming growth factor beta receptor signaling pathway
Cellular component (GO): BMP receptor complex; plasma membrane
Molecular function (GO): ATP binding; transmembrane receptor protein serine/threonine kinase activity
Source: RefSeq, a predicted model, not a curated record